Molecule: messenger RNA, 11633 nt
Organism: Chelonia mydas (Green sea turtle)
Lineage: Eukaryota; Metazoa; Chordata; Testudines; Cheloniidae
Gene: PDPR
Product: pyruvate dehydrogenase phosphatase regulatory subunit
Exons: 18
Coding region: 529-3168 (879 amino acids)
Cellular component (GO): mitochondrion; cytoplasm; mitochondrial matrix
Molecular function (GO): protein binding; oxidoreductase activity
Source: RefSeq, a predicted model, not a curated record
GGGCUGGCGGCUGACCUCAAGCCGCGAGGGGCGGCAGAGGCGCUGCGAGCCGGGGUCAGGCUGGGAAGCAGCCGUGACAGCCGGAGGCCGGAUCCCCGGUGUAGGAGAUGAAGCUCCGCAGUGAGCGGUGUAAAAUGCUCCCUUGAGCAGGGCAGGUCAGCGCCCAGCUCCGGGCUGGGGGGCUCCGCGGGUCUGGUGGGUCACGCGCUGAACGUGAGUCGGGGUAACGCUGUUGCAAAAAGAAGACCCAUGUCAUGUUAGAAAGUGUGUUCAUAGGCGUAUCGUGUGUGGCAGCUGGGAAGUGGUAGCUCCACUCUUCUUGGCACUGCUGAGGCCUCCGGUGUGGCCAGUUCUGGGUGCUACACUAAGAGAGCAACACACUGUUGAGAGUCCAGAGGAGAGCAGUAAAAAGAGCCGUUUAGAAAACCUGACCGAGGAGGAAAGGUUGAGAGAGAUGGAAGUGGCAGUGAGCUAGCAUCUUAACGUGUGUAGGUGGUGUGUCGAGAAAGCUGACUGACACCCGUUGGGAUGUUUCUUCGGUUACUGUCAGAUGUCCGGUGGCGGACAGCCAGCCCAAGAUGGAGAAGCCUGUCCAGCUCCCGGCACAUGACCACAUCUGCGGCAGAGCCUCCCCCCAUUUCCCUGCCAGCUCAGGCACAGGUGGUAAUCUGUGGUGGUGGAAUCGUGGGCACCUCCAUUGCAUACCACCUCUCCAAGCUAGGAUGGAAGGAUAUAGUCUUACUGGAACAGGGCAGGCUGGCUGCUGGCUCCACUCGAUUCUGUGCUGGCAUUGUGAGCACAGUCAGACACUUGUCCAUAGAGCUGAAGAUGGCUGACUAUUCAAACAAGCUGUAUGAGCAGUUAGAACAAGAGACAGGAAUCAAAACAGGUUACGUGAAGACAGGCUCUAUCUCACUGGCUCAGACUCAGGAUCGACUGAUCUCCCUGAAACGCAUUGCCUCAAGGCUCAGUGUAAUGGGAAUACCUUGUGAAAUCAUGGCUCCAAAACGAGUGGCACAACUACAUCCACUAAUCAACAUUCAUGACCUUGUGGGUGCCAUGUAUGUGCCAGAGGAUGCAGUCGUAUCAUCUGCCGAUGUGAGUCUUGCUCUGGCAAAUGCUGCCUCUCGAAAUGGUGUCCAGAUCCAUGAGCGGACAAGCAUCAGCCAUGUCAUGGUCCAGAAGGGUUGCGUGACUGGAGUGGAGACUGACAGAGGACAGAUUGAAUGCCAGUAUUUUGUCAACUGUGCUGGGCAGUGGGCCUACGAGCUGGGUCUCUCCAGUGAGGAGCCGGUCAGUAUCCCGCUGCACGGCUGUGAGCACUUUUACCUCUUGACACGUCCCUUGAAGAAGCCACUAGAGAGCAACACACCAACUAUCGUGGACCCAGACGGCAGGAUCUAUAUCCGCGGUUGGCAAGGUGGCAUCCUCUCGGGAGGCUUUGAGAAGAACCCCAAGCCCAUCUUUACUGAGGGCCGGAACCAGCUUGAGAUUCAGAAUCUGCAUGAGGACUGGGAUCACUUUGAGCCACUGCUGAGUUCUCUUCUGCGGAGGAUGCCGAGGUUGGAGGCUUUGGAGAUCAUGCAGUUAGUGAACUGCCCAGAAUCCUUCACUCCAGAUAUGCGGUGCAUCAUGGGAGAGUCGCCCACGGUACAGGGCUACUUCGUCCUGGCUGGAAUGAACUCGGCUGGCACCUCUUUCGGUGGAGGAGCAGGCAAGUACCUGGCUGAGUGGAUGGUAAAUGGUUGCCCAUCAGAAAAUGUUUGGCCACUGGACCUGAAGCGCUUUGGUGCCCUUCAGAGCAGUCGCACCUUCCUCCGUCACCGCGUCAUGGAAGUAAUGCCCCUGAUCUAUGAUCUGAAGGUUCCCCGUUGGGACUUCCAGACUGGCAGGCAGUUGCGUACUUCCCCUCUGUAUGAUCGCCUGGAUGCCCAGGGAGCCAGAUGGAUGGAAAAGCAUGGAUUCGAGAGACCCAAGUACUUUGUCCCACCAGGGAAAGAUCUGUUGGCAUUGGAUCAGAGCAAGACCUUCUACAAACCAGAUUGGUUUGACAUUGUGGGGUCAGAGGUCAAGUGCUGUAAGGAGGCUGUGUGUGUAAUUGACAUGUCAUCUUUUACCAAGUUUGAAAUAAGUUCCACAGGGGAUCAGGCACUGGAGUUUCUGCAGUAUCUCUUCUCGAAUGACCUGGAUGUGCCAGUUGGGCACAUUGUGCACACAGGCAUGCUCAAUGAAGAAGGAGGGUAUGAGAAUGACUGUAGCAUUGCACGAUUAAAUAAGCGCAGCUUCUUCAUGAUUUCUCCUACUGACCAGCAAGUCCACUGCUGGGCCUGGCUCAAAAAGCAUAUGCCUAAUGACAGUAACUUGCUCUUGGAGGAUGUGACCUGGAAGUAUACCGCUCUCAAUCUGAUUGGCCCUCGUGCAGUGGACGUGCUGUCAGAAUUAUCCUAUGUCCCGAUGACUCCAGAACACUUCCCCUCUCUCUUUUGCAAGGAAAUGAGCGUGGGGUAUGCUAAUGGGAUCCGUGUGAUGAGCAUGACACACACAGGAGAACCUGGAUUCAUGCUAUACAUCCCUAUAGAGUAUGCUCUGCAUGUGUACAAUGAGUUGAUGAACGUGGGACAGAAGUACGGGAUCCGGAAUGCUGGCUAUUACGCACUGCGCAGCUUACGCAUUGAAAAGUUCUUUGCGUUCUGGGGCCAGGAUCUGGACACUUUCACCACCCCCUUGGAAUGUGGACGAGAGUUCCGGGUGAAACUGGACAAGGGGACUGAUUUCAUUGGCCGGGAUGCACUGAUGCAGCAGAAGCAGGACGGCGUAUGCAAGCGCUUCACCAUGUUCAUCCUGGAGGAUCAUGAUACAGACCUAGAUCUCUGGCCCUGGUGGGGGGAGCCCAUUUACCGCAACGGACACUAUGUGGGCAAGACCACCAGCAGCGCUUACAGCUACACCCUGGAACGCCAUGUCUGCCUGGGCUUUGUGCAGAACUUUGACGAGGAAACCAGGGAGGUGUUGCUGGUGACACCCGACUUCAUCAACCGGGGCGAGUAUGAGAUUGACAUUGCUGGGCAGCGCUUCCAGGCUAAAGCCAAGCUCUACCCGUUCAGCUCCCUCUUCACACAGCGUCGCCGCAAGGACGAGAUGGAAUUGAGUGGCUACCAUGGGAAGUAGAACCACCUGGCCCCACCCCUUCUCCAUAAUGGGAGUCUCUGUCACCAUCCUCCUCUCCUUCCCCACGAUCUCCCUCAUUCUUCAACCUAUACGGUUCCACUUCCUCUUCCCCCUGCUCUUUCCAUUUUUAAACCUUUUCGGUGUGUGACACUUUGUACAUUGUAGAACUAAUUUUUCAAACCCUUCCACCCUCUCAUCCAGUCUCUCUCACCCCCUUACUCCUUCCCAUGCCAUGUUUCCACAUCUCCCUCCCCACAUGGCAGCAGCGUGGUGUUGAGUGUACAUCCGAAAGCCCAUAUGGGAGCAAGCACCUCCAGAAACCCUAGGCUGUACCCCAAUGGCUGUUGCGAGGGGUGCAAGUGAAGUCUUAAGGACUGUACCCCUCCCAUCCCCCUGCUGCCUACAGCCUAGAACAGGAGGUGUUUGCUGGCCUGUAACUCUGUUUUUCUGUCCCCUGGCUAAACCUAUUGGUGUAACCUCACCUGUGAGUUGCAGUGGAGAGGCCAGAUCUACCAUAGGGUGCACACACGGCCAACUAGGGGGUUCCUUCUUGCCAGCCAGUUCCUCCGAGGUCCUCCAGUCCACAAUUCAGAGGGGUCAGUGCAUUGAUACACAGAGCAAUAGAAUGAUCAGCUACCUCACUGGCACCACACAAGACGUAACAACGUUGUGUGGCCAGCAGCGAACAGGCAGGUUUUGGUGGGUUCCAGGCCAUCACCGCCCUCCUCUUUUUUCCUUCCAGGGAGUGAGUCUAAGAGGCUUGAUCGUGAGGCUGUGCAAGUGACAAAAUAGCACUGAUAAGUUUCCUCUUCUGAGUUGGGUCAUUGAAAGGGAAUGGCUUUCUCUGAGUAAGUGAAGAUCAACAUAUGCACUUCACUCUUACAAAGGGACAGAACUUUGUAUUUUUAUUCUCAGUGAAAAUGUCUAUCUCCAACAAUGACCGAGACACUGGACUCCUGGCUACUUAUGGCACUAUUGCAAUGCUGCUUUUGUUUCAGCUGCACAGUGGAUUCUCUGUGGAUUCUCCUCCUUUCUCCUUUGUUUUGCUUUGUGUAUUUGAGCAAGUACAAUUGUCUGGCUUACACACCAACCAUUAGAGUUGGAUGUGAGGAUUUUGUUAUUUGGGAAACUAGAGCAGAGGAAGGGAUGGAGUCUUGCAUUUUCAGCCAGCUGGGGCCAGCAGCAGCCUUGGAGCAACAUGCUGGUGACCACUGGGAGAUUAGAGUUGAGGGCCCAAGUUUGGUUCCUUGAACCUAUGAUGCUCUGAGUGCUGCAGAGGCAAAACGCUAUGCUCCUGAUAAGGGUGGCAAUGUCUUUCAGCUAUGCCCGCUGGCCCAUAGCGUGUUUCCUGCCCUUCUCCUCAGAUCUGUUGCAUAUCUGUCUUCCCCAUCACAAUAAUACCUCAGUUGAAGGUAAUUGAUUCACUAUGCAGGGCCCUGCGGUUAGAAGAGAAAGUGAGUAAGGAUCUUUGAAUUGCCUUGCCUCGGCAAAAUCUCUCUGCACAGUCAUCAUGCAGAACCUCACACAGACACUUCAGACUACAGAGCUGGGAUCCACCCACUCUGAAGGUGACAGCUCUGCACUGAUUACAAAUAGUUAUGCUGGAAUGGGAAAGAAAGUGGAUGAAGAAUGCUAAAUUGUAUCCUAUGGAUUUGUCUCUUAAAUUCUUCCUCCUCCCGUUGUCAGCUAGAUCAGAGUAAUGCAUUUUCUCUUCCCUUAUUUUAAAAUUAUCCAUUAAAACAUCUCCAGUAAACUACCUCCUGCCCCCACACACACUUCUGGUUUCCCCGCUUGGUGGUUCUCAGCAGCCCUUCCACCGAAGGCAGCAUCUUUCUGUCUAGCAAGUAGCACCAUUUGACAUUGUCUGUGGUCACUUAGCUGGCUGAAUUGUUUGUCUUUGAGCCAGGAGCCAGAACUUUACCUAGCUUUGGCACUUGCUUUUCCUGUCAUUGGGUGAGCAUCAGUAACGUUAUAUUUGAGCAUAGCACUACUCGAGACCUGGCUUGGAUUCUUGUCUUUUGAAGUUUUUCUCCUUUUCUGGCUUCCAUCAAGUCUUUGUCCUGCUAGUGUAGAGGUGGUAAUGUCCCAGACCUUCCCUCCCAUACACUGGAAGCUGGCUUUUUGACUUCUGCUGCUGGAGGUAGUAAGAGCAGGCGAGGUGGGAGACUGACACACUUUAAUUGUAAAGAACUGGCUGUCAGAGGAGGCUUCCCAAAUGGUAAAGUGUUGUGCAGCUUUCACAGCUUCUGGGAGUGGAGCACGGGGAGGGGCAUGGACUAGAGAAGGAACUGGGGACUCAAAUGACAGCACUUCUUGGCAGGAUCUCUGUUGGCAGGCAGGAGGGAACACAGAGUGGGGUCUGCAUUGUGGUAGGACAUGGAUACACUUGCUGUGGAUGGCUGUUUUCUUCCUGCAGUGGCUUCUUUUGUAAACAGCAGUUAAUACUAUUCUAAACGAAGAAUAAUAAUAAUAAUGUCUCCUCCUUCAGGAUCCCCAAGUGACUUUCACACGAAUAGCUUCCCUCAUGGCUUGAAAUGGAACCACUUUUGGGGUGGAACGUCGCAGCCAUUUGACAGGACACAGAAGCAGUACUGGACAUAAUAGUUUGGUUGUGGAGGAAAUUAUUGUAUCUCGCUAAUACCGUUUAGCUAAAAUUCCUCUAGCAGUGUUAUCACCUGAAUUGGAAUUUGGCCAGUGUACCAGGGUUAGCACCCCAGUUUUAACUAAAUGUGCCAUAAGGUCUUUCAUGGCAAAGUGGUCAGGGUGUUCGUUUUACAGCCACUCCAUAACAUUUACAUCCCCCAUGCUGGGGCAUUUGUUCAGUACUGAUUCAGAAGAAUGCCACCUAGUAAAUCCACCAAUACUACUUUCUGCAGCACAUGUGGUUCUCCUUGGAGGUCUCCUACAAAGUACUGAUCAGUCCUGACCUGUCUUGUGUUAUCUGGCACAUUGCUGUGUCUUUGUUAUAUAGAGUACUGGCUGAUGACCCACAGAAAGUGGUUAUUACUUAGUACCUGGCAAGGUUAAGGAAAACUCCUCAGCCUCCCCUUACUGUAUAGCACCAGGGCACUUCUGCGGUGGAACACAUCAGUCACUUUACACGGUAAGUACUACAUAGCAGUUUAGGAGGGAAAGUGAAAAAUAUUUUAUUCCACAAUGGAGAAUUCUGGGUAGACUGAGUAUAACUAUCUGAGUUUGAAUUGGACCAGAACACUCUUCACUUUCUUAGGAAGAGUGUUAUAGUGUGAAACUUUAAUGACCACAGCUGGUCAGGAGCACCCAAAAAGUCAGUAUCUAUUAGUCUCACAGCAAUAAGGAAUCCCUGAAGAGGAGCAUUUUUUUUAAUAUGGCUUCCCCAUCCCAAAGUGGUCCAUACCUAGGAAGAUAAACUUGUCUCUGUAGCAUGGGUACCUUUUGCCCUUUUGCAGAGUUAAUAGCUCCCUUUCUGUCCAGGUCUAUUUAACCCUGAAGUACCCACAUAUGAGGGUGAAGAUUUUGUAAUGGUGCCACACAGGUAUGCUGUAACUCCAUCCAUGUCUGUCUCUUCCUGCUGGGAUGGUUAAGUGUAACAAUGGUACUAUUUUGAAAUAAGACAGUUUAGCAAUUGGCUGUCUCCCAGUUCAGGCGCACCCAUUCUGGCCUUACCUGUUACGAGUCCUCUCUCUGAAUGGCCUAGCCUCUGUGCCUGUGCUCUUUGAAGUCUCGCCUUUUCCUUGGUAGAUUUUUUUUUUUUCCUUUGGGCUGCUGACGAAUAAUUUGACUUUGGCAACUUGAGUGCUUGCCAGUGGACAGUCACAUGAUGGAUUGUGAAAUACUGUACUAGGCACCAGGAUCAUGCAAGGAGCUUCUACCUUUUCUAUAAUGCUUUCAUACUCUUAAAGGGAAACUGCAGUGUAAAGAUUCUACCUAUUGUAUCUAAUUACAAAGAAUAAAGCGCCUAAGGGAGAAAAAAAAAACAAGUUGGAAGCUGCCAUCUUGGCUUUGAUGCAAAGUAAGACUGAAAACAACCCCUCAUUAAAAAAAAGCAGUGGGAAUCUGAGCUUUGGAGAUGCUGUAACACACAGUUCCAGUGCUGUCUGAUGAAGUUGGCAUUUUCAGUUGUCCCUGACACCACAAGACUGGAAAAAUUUAAGGGUCCCUUCUUCACACUCAUUCUCCCUCCCCCCGCAUAAUAUAUACACCUGUGGAUCACACUUCUGGAGACACUUCCAUCCCUCUAUUUCUGGGGCUGUCCGUUGGUGCUCUGCAGAGCUGGCUGCUCUUUCAGGAUUCCCUUUGGGAACGCUUUUCACCGCAGGACUCGUAUCCUCUCUCUCUUCUCUAUCACUCUCCUCUUGGCUGAUCUCUUUGGCUAUACCAUGGUCUCUUGCAUCACUUCUGUGCUGAUGACUCUCAAUCUACUUCUGCCCAGUACCUCCUCCAGAAUGUCCAACCAUCUCCUCAAACUUAACAUGGCUAAGUCUGCUCUUCACCUCUCCUAUUCCACCUUCUUUCCCCCUUUUCACAUCACACUCUCCUCCUACCCACCCCAGCUCACAGCCUUUACUUUCUUUGACUCCUCUGUUUCCUGCUGUUCUCUCAUCCAAGCUCUCACCAAGUCCGGUUGCUUUUCCCUUUGUAACACAUCUACAUUCCUCCCCCCACUGCCAAAAUCCUGGUUCGUGCCUUGUUCUCUGUAACUACUGUAAGCUCCUCCUCCUGUUCAAUCUAUCCACAGUGCUUCCUUUCCUACACUCCAACCAAGUCCACCCCAAAUCCCUUUAUUGGUCUUUCUGCAUCAAGUUCAAACUUCUCAGCUUCACGAUGCUACACAACUCUGCCCCUACCUGCACCCCACUCUGCCCUCUCUUUGUUUAAUCCUCCCUUUGUCUCCUCCCAAUCCUACCUUCAUGCUGCUUCUAAUGCUGUCCAUACCCCACAUACCCCAUACUUCCCUUUGUCAGUGGGACACAGCAUCCCUCUGCAUUCAGAUCCCUGCUUUCACUCCAGCUAUCUCAGCUGGUUUUCCAUCCACCAUCUGUUUGUUUGCCCUACUGUGUUCUCAGAUGUAAUAUUCUCAUCUUCCAGGAUUCACUCUCGACAUGUCACCCUUGUCCAUUCAUCCCUCCCCAACCUGUUGUGAUUUCCAGAGUUCAUCUAUUAAGAUGGUGAGGGGUCUCGGUCAAGGGAGCAUGUCUGUUUUCUGUGAGUUUCAUGCAGAUUUACAGUGCUAGAUGCCCACUGAAUAAUAAUGAUGAAUGCAGACGUUCACUUUCCACCAUAAACUUCUCUCCAUUGCCUCUCCUUUUACUAGAAGGAAGUCAAGGCAAAUCAGAGGUUAUGAUGGAGCUGCUUGUGUAUGCAGAGCUUGGAGUACCGGUCUCAUUAAAAGGCAAAUUCAUGCAAGUAGUGCCUAAUUCUGAAGAGGUAACGUCAACAUCUGUAAGCCCAGUAUUGGACCAACCCUUUUGUCAUUCAUAAAUUUGCUGAACGCACAUUUGUGUUGUUUUUUUUUAAAAGUUCAGAAGCCCUACAAAAACAAACCAAUAUCUAGGGGUGAAAAGGAAAGUUCCUUCCAAAUGCAAGAGUUUCGUUUAUUGUUAAAACAAAGGCUUAUAUUCUGAUGGGUACAGAAAAAUAUUCAUAAUUUUUCAGAUUUCUGUCAUCCCAGGUUAUUUUUCUAAUUUUUAUCAUAGUGCCUCUGGAGGCAAACAUUUUGGCUAAGUUUGGGAAGGACUUUCAGUUCUACUGACUUCUCUUCAGUCAUCACACGUGUGCAUGUCUGUCUCUCUCUCUCUCUCAGUUUGUAAGGGGAGAAAACCUAAUGCCAUUUAAAGCAAAUUAAUUCAGCUGUUUGGGUUAAGGAAAUCAAUUAAAUCUUAUUUUUUACACUUAAAGAAAAAGAAUAAACUUGCUCAAACAAUUGAUCAUUAAAAACUUGGUGUGCUCAUAGUCCUCAAUGAGCACAGUCCAUGUUGAGCUUGAGGAAGGAAUACUUAACAAGUCUGUAAAUGUCGUAAUGCUUUACAUUAGAUGUUUGUGCCCAGGCGGUGCAUACUGCUGGAUUUGUUACUGCAAGUACUGUACUUGCAGAGCAGGUACAAAUGCCAGCAGGGGCUGUUGAGUAAAUGCUGAAGGCAGUGGAAGUUGCCAGAGAGCGUUUGUUCCUCUUCCUUUGAUGCAGCAGUGGAAUUUGCACAGAAGUGCUGUGGGAAUUCAGUCAGGAGGGAAACACCCAGGCAGAUGCACGGUUUCCGUUUUUGAGCAAAUAUCAGCAGGCAAUGCUUUUUUUCAAGGGUGGAAUUGUGCAAUUAAGGGGGACAGAAAAACACCAGUGUAACUGCUGCUAAGGUCCUUUGCUUAAAGAAAAAGGCGUCCGCUGGCAUAGAACGUGCUUCAUGGCAGGGCCCCAUUGCUUCCGGCUUUUAGAAAACACAAUGAAAUCCUCCAUCUGAAUGUUGCGUUUACACACCAAGCCAGGGCAUUCAGGAGUUAAGGCUUUCAGAGCAACAUGAACCUCGCCAUGUUGCUCUUUUGUCCAGUCGCUUUAUUUAUGCAGGUAACUUCUGGAUUUCUUAACUCCUUUAUAUUUAAAUACUUCAGUUUAUUAUGUUACUAAUGUGUAGGCUUGCAUUGGAGUUGCAAUAUAAAGUGCAAUAUUUCUAUAUUGCUGGUAUACAGUUACUGUCUAAGAUGAUUCACCUAAGAAGGUAUGUGCAUCAAGGGAGAUCAUGAAGGUUAUGGAGAGAAAGGUUUGCAUGGUUGUAUAUGAACAGCUUCCUGACCAAAUGACGACAAACAACUGAUCUUGCCAAGUGUGUGUUUGGUACCCACCUCUGUUACAAAUACACUGGUUAUCCAGGAGCUGCCCCCACAUGCUUAUGGCAGAGUUCUGUUUUGUAGCAUAGAAGGGCCAGUCCCAGGCUCUUGUACCUCUUAGGGACGUGGUCAAGAUCCCUUCUGUGCUACAAAAUCUUUUAAGUGUGUUGGGAGCCAACUGGAUCCCCUUGACUGGACCUAGCUCUGAUUCUGUUCCACUGGUAUGGUUGCAUUUACACCUUUUACUGAGUGUGCUUCUACUAUGUUAGGGUAAUGUGUCGGUGCAGAUUCAUCUCUCUGGGGUCUAAAACUGGCGGUCUUGGCUGCUGUUAUGGCUACAGAGAAAGCUGAAUAGAGGUCUGGUCACAUGUGAUCAUCUGAGAGAGUAAUGAUGCAAGCUCUACAUGAGGGAAGCAAACUUACUCCUGACAUUGAGGAUCGAUCUCUAUAGACUAGCUCCCUGGCAUGCAGUUUUCUCACAGUUCCAUAGCAUGCAUUAGUGAUGUUUCGCUGGCACCUCUCCCUCCAGAACAUGGUGUUUGCUGUCAGAUCUGCAAAUGGGUUGGCCCAAAUAACUGUGAGUGAAAUGUUUUAAAACUCCCUGGACAGGGGUCUCUUGCAUUUAGUUAUUGCCUGGAUCAUCAUUUAUGUAAGCAGCCUGCUUCCUUUUUGCCUGAUCCUUACCUCGGGCUCUGGAUAACAUUCUGUUACAGCUGCUUAGACUUGGCAGCCCACACUGUUACUGGUGCACUGUUUCUCCGGGGAACUGAGCUGUGCAGUGCAAGCACUUCUGCUUUCCCUACUUAUGUCCAGAGUUGCACCUUGUACAACACAAAACAUGACAGUUCUUUCCGGAGCAGGACUGUGACCCUCAGAACUGCACACAGAAUUAGGCAUCCCUUCUUUGGGUGAUUCUUAUUUUCAUUCUUAGUGGCACCUUAAAUUCGUUUGUCCAUCGAAAUGUCAUCCCUUCAUAACCGUCUGCACUUUCCCCUUCCAAGAACCAAGUUUAUAGGGCUAGGAGAACUUUAAUUUAAAAGUUUUUUUUAAAAAAUGUGCCAUCAUUUCUCCUGCAGAACCAGAAUUGGAGACUUGAAACUGUGAAAACAUUUAUAGUCUCACUGUUUUCUAGUGCCUUAUGCUUAUGAAUGUUGUGUAAUGGAUGCAUCUGAUGCAGGAGAUAGCCACAAUCAACUGUGUUAACAUGAUUCCUCAGCCAUUACAAACCACCACCUCUCCCCUUCCAAAGAGAAUGUGUUUCAGCAGAUGGAUGUAAAUGGAUCAUUUCUAGGAGUACAAAUUAUGCUUUUAAUUGCUUUGAACUCUUGGGAUGUAGAAAAUCUCAGUGUUGUUACUGUAAGAUAUUGUACCAUAUUGUCUGCAUUUGCGGAGAGCAGCAGCCUCACCUCUCCUACAGCAUUUAGAAUGAGAACUUAUUUAUGGAGACACAGAAACCCCUUUAAUAAUUGGAGCCAGUUCUGGGAGACCUAAAUGUCUGUUCCCAAGUGCACGAGAAAAGGUGGGCUUGCUGUUCUCCACCAAUGCCAUGUUAUUACCUACUUUGUAUGCUGCAUUUAUAUCAUGCUGAGUUUCAAUUAAUAAUUUCCGUCCUUGUUGGUUUACAGGUUACUAGGUUUCUAUAUUAAUAAAUAGACAUUUUAACUGCU